Messenger RNA from Anastrepha ludens (Mexican fruit fly), 2459 nucleotides. RefSeq names its product vacuolar protein sorting-associated protein 37A (gene Vsp37A). The coding region runs from base 475 to 1617 and encodes 380 amino acids. The record is from RefSeq and is a predicted model, not a curated record. NCBI's taxonomy places the organism in Eukaryota, Metazoa, Arthropoda, Insecta, Diptera, Tephritidae. The transcript is spliced from 6 exons. Gene Ontology annotation, biological process: ubiquitin-dependent protein catabolic process via the multivesicular body sorting pathway; protein targeting to membrane; protein targeting to vacuole. Gene Ontology annotation, cellular component: ESCRT I complex.
ACACUGCUUACUUUGCAAUAAUUUAGUCGUCAUACGUUUUUUGUUUACUGUGGAAAUUAAAUUCCUUCUCCGGCAGUUCUCUUCUCAUACAUUUACCAAUUUUCGAUAUUGUAAAUCUUGGCACAAAAAACAAAAAAAAAAAAAAAGAAUGAAUCAAAUUUUAAUACCAAAUACGAAGUUGAAAUUAAACUAGUGCAUACUAUGUCGACGGAGAACAAUUGCAAUAUACAUAUAUAUAUGAACAGUAAAUAAAAGUUGGAUAAAUUAGCAAUAAAAGUGCAAAACCACAGCUUAUUGCAAUCUUUUUAAGUAGCCAUACUGCCUUCCACGCAGAGAGUAGUUAGCUAACAUAAUGGAAACUUAAACUUGAUUUGCCAUGUGAGUAAUAGGAAGUGCUGAAUAUUUCAGAGGAGAAGUUGGCAGAUAAAAUAUAGAAAAGCAGGAUAAGCAGAUUAAAUCAAUUCGCCUUGUAAAAUGCUCCCACGGCCGCAAGGAGCGCAACAGCAGCAAACGAAAUGCUCCAAUUUGGAUUUUCGCAAACGCCAAAUUGAUACAUUAAAAAUAUUCAACGAUAAUGUUGUUGAAGUUGCGGAGCAGGAGGAAUAUUGCAUACAUUUCGAGUCUGGUGGGCGAACGUUGUUACUUGCUGUACAACUAGGUGCGAAUUUUCCCAAUGAACGACCUAAAUUAGUUAUAUCACCAACUGUGCAGCAUCAUUGGGUGAAUUCGGCGACUGGUGAAGUUGAAACGGCGCCUGGAUUGCUCAAUUACUCUCCCCAUUCGGAUCUGGGCCGCGUUGUGCAGGCUAUUAUACGUGAAUAUGAGCGUUUCCCGCCACCCAUUGUCAAUGCCGGUAGCCCAAUCAAUAUACCAUCCCGUUCGAGCAACACCAACGCCAACGCUAUGGGUACACCAACAACCGUGGCGGCAAAAUCUUUGGAUAGCAGCAAAGAGAAUUCGCCAUUAGAUUCUGCUAAAUCUUCUAAAAUCAAUGAAAGCAGUUUACCAAAUCUCUCCACAUUGUCGCUGGACGAGCUGAAGCAGCUGGACACUGAUCCGCAGUUUUUUGAUGAUUUUAUUGAAGAGAUGUCUGUAGUACAACAUUUAAAUGAGGAGCUUGAUUCGAUGAUCAGCCAGGUGGAGAUUAUAUCACGUGAGAAUGAAUCUAAAGAAACGAAUUUGAUUGAAUUAAAACGCAAACUAAGCGACGAUGUGACUGCGCUUAAAAAUCUCGGUGAAAAAUGCGAUCAGCUGAACAAAAAGUACUUAAAAAAGUCAGAGGAGUAUGCGCCGCAACACAUACGCGAACUGCUACAAAUUGCCGCCUCAAAUGCAGACUGCGAUUGCGAUCGUCACGUAGAGCAUUUUCUCAAUGGGAAAAUCGAUGUACAAACAUUCUUAAAUAAUUACACACAUUCGAAAAAAGUAAGUGCCGAACGUAAAGCCAAAGAAGAGCGUUUGGGCCAUCAACUGAGCGCAUUGGAACGUGCCGCUUUCCUAAGGUAUGCAGUAGUUUUGAAUCUGGCAAAAAAAAAAAACCAAAAAAAAAAAAAAAUAGCAACGCUAAAGGCUACCCAAACAAAUUGCUACGUCACAGGUAUUGCAGCAAAUCGAUAGCCAACUUUCUUUAAUUACCUAUGCAUUACAGUUUAGUCAUUAAGCUUGUAUUUUCGACCCAAUGGCUAACGUAUGAAGUCAGUUUUACUGUAUUAGGUGUCUUGUGAUGUUUAUAUUGUUAGUAAAUCUCCACAAUAAUUGGUGUCCAUCUCGUAUAAGAACAAGAAAAAAAAGGAAAAAGGAAAUUAUUCAAUCUUAGUCAAGCAUUAAUAUAUUUUUAGUGACAUUUUUUUUUUCUUACAAAGAAAAAAUGCAAUAUAAGUAAAUAUAGUUCUCUUAAUUAAAUUAUUAAUCUGCCCAAGUAAGUUUCGUUGUUAUGUCUAUAUAGUUAAUAAUAUAGUAAUACUAUAAAAUGCGCUAAAUUAGAGUGAGAGUGCCUAUAAGGACGAGAAACCGCUAUAUCAUCUGUUCGUCUAACCAAACUCGGCAAUGUAGUUUCAGCACAAAAAAGAAGAAAAUUAAUAAAAACCAAACCAAACAAAUUGAUUUUAAUCUGCGGCAGUUGGUUUUUAGUGUGGUGAAAAUACCUUUUCGAGUUUUGUUGGAAAAAUGUAGUAUAUUGCAGCUUCUCGUUUAUAGACGUGCUCUACUAUAGCUCUUCAAAUGCAUAAAUAAAACUGAAUACAUACGUGAUGAGUGCAUUUAAUUAUUUAAUUCUUUUAUUUUGUGCAAUUACUAUUCAUUGCUUAGUAAUGUGAAUGCAUUGUAAUAAAACUGCAAAGUCAACCAGAACUUAUUGUGAUGUCAUUUAACACCAUAGAAAUAAGCAGAUAUUACUGGCAAAAUUUGUAUAUUUGAUUCAUUGCAAAUAAAUUGAAUUCCAACAAAAUAUUAUAUGAAAC